Hordeum vulgare subsp. vulgare (domesticated barley) is the source of this 5442-nucleotide messenger RNA. RefSeq names its product zinc finger CCCH domain-containing protein 19-like. Bases 229 to 5076 code for a protein of 1615 amino acids. Gene Ontology annotation, molecular function: RNA polymerase II C-terminal domain phosphoserine binding; DNA binding; metal ion binding. The record is from RefSeq and is a predicted model, not a curated record. Gene Ontology annotation, cellular component: Cdc73/Paf1 complex. NCBI's taxonomy places the organism in Eukaryota, Viridiplantae, Streptophyta, Magnoliopsida, Poales, Poaceae. The transcript is spliced from 11 exons.
GCGUUUCGGCUCGGCUCGGCUCUCUCUGUGUCUCUCCCUCUCCCUCCACCUCGCUCGCUCGCUCGCUCGCUGUACUGUCUCCCCACGCGCUCGUGGUCGUACACCAACUCGACCAACCCGCGCGGAUUGGGCCGCGGCGACGGGGGCGGGGUGGGAGAGGCUUUGCGAGCGCGCUGCUAGGGUUAGGGUUUUUGCCCUGGAUUCGCGCGAGGCCGGCCCUGCCGACCCAUGGACGCGGGCACGGGCCCCGCGGGGGAGAUGCUCUCGCCCGGCGAGGCCGAGUGGCCACCCGAGCUGCGCCUCCCGCCGCCGCCUCCCAUGCCCGAACCCGCACCUCCCGCCCCUCACCGUCUCACUGCGUGGCUGCACGCUCCUCCUGCCUCCAGCAAGGAGCCGUCCCCGCCUCGUCACACCGAGGGGUUUGACGACUCGCACUUCCUCGGCUCGAUCAUGGAGGCCGCGGACGGGGCCGGGGCCGGGGCCGUGGCCAUGGUCCAGCAGCAGCAGGGACCAGCCGUGGAUGGGGCAGCGGCGGCGGCGCCGGUAGAGGUGAAGAGGAAGAGAGGGAGGCCGCGGAAGAACAGGGACGGGGCGGUUGCCGCGCCUGCGCCGCCCAAACCAGUGAAGAAGAAUGACGAGGAGGAGGUGGUGUGCUUUAUCUGCUUCGACGGGGGCAGCCUCGUGGUUUGCGACCGCAGGGGUUGCUCCAAGGUGUACCAUCCUGCCUGCAUCAAGCGCGACGAGUCGUUUUUCCGCUCCCGUGGCAAGUGGAAUUGUGGGUGGCACAUUUGCAGCAGCUGUGAGAAGGCAGUACAAUACAUGUGCUAUACUUGUACUUACUCCCUCUGCAAGGGAUGCGUCAAACAGGGCAAAUUCUUUGGUGUUAGAGGGAACAAGGGCUUCUGUGACACUUGCUAUGCCACUAUAUUGUUAAUAGAGUCCAAAGACGAAGAUGCUACGAAGGUGAUGGUUGAUUUUGAUGAUAAAAAUAGUUGGGAAUAUCUCUUCAAGUUAUAUUGGCUUGAUGUGAAAGGAAAACAUUUAUUAACAUUGGAAGAACUAAUUAGUGCCAAAAGCAAUUGGACUGUUCAAAGCAUUUCUGCUAGGAGAGAAAAAGAGGAGUCAUCUGGUGAGCGGUAUGAUGCACACAAUGACCAUGAUGUCAGUUCUGACAGCUCUUUGAGGAAACGGAGUCGGGGUACUUCUUUAAGGAAAAGGGGGCGGAAGCGCCAAAAUCAUAGUGUUAAUACUGCAAGGAACUGUGAAAUUUCAAUUAAAGGUUCCGAAGGCUUACCCAAGGGAGAAAGUAUGGAUUUGUCGGGUGACACGAAAUGGGCCUCACCGGAGCUGCUGGAAUUCAUUGGGUACAUUAGAAAUGGUGAUAUGUCUCAAAUUUCCCAAUUUGAUGUUCAGGUUCUGUUGCUUGAGUAUAUAAAGCAAAAUAAUCUUCGCGACCCUCGCAAAAAAAGUCAAAUUAUUUGUGAUGCAAGGCUUAGUAGUCUGUUCAGGAAACCAUGUGUUGGUCAUUUUGAGAUGUUAAAACUUUUGGAGAUCCAUUUUCAUGUGAAAGAGACUCCAGCAUUAAAUGGUGAUACCCAAGCAGCUCGUGAUCUAGAGUCCGCUCAAGUAGAUAGUGGAGGACAUACUGAGAUGGGAACUAAGUUAAGCUCUGAUAAGAGGAGGAAGACUCACAAGAAGCUUGAAAGAGAUCUACCAGCUAAUCUAGAGGAUUAUGCAGCCAUUGACAUGCAUAAUAUCAAUUUAAUAUACUUACGCCGCAGCUUGAUGGAGGAUAUCAUUGAUGAUGUUGCUGCAUUCUCUGAGAAGAUUACUGGUGCUUUUGUGAGGAUAAGAAUUCCGGGUUCUGGCCAAAAGCAAGAUAUGUAUCGCCUAGUAAAAGUUCUUGGUACACAUAAAGUUGCAGAACAAUACAGUGUUGGUAAGAAGACAACAAACCGUGCACUUGAGAUAUCAAAUUUAGAUAAGAAGGAAGUUAUCACGAUGGAUACGAUCUCAAAUCAGGAUUUCACGCAGGAUGAAUGCAAACGCUUACGCCAAAGCAUGAAGUAUGGUCUAAUUCCUCGACUUAAAGUGGUACUGCUGAUCAAGAUCCAAUUUAUGAUGAUCCGUCUGAUACCUAAGUUACCAAAUUGUUGGUUGGUAAAUGAAAAGCAGAGAUUGAGCCAUCUCCGUGACCGUGCUAGUGAAACUGGACGCCGAAAAGAACUAAGAGAGUGCGUAGAGAAGCUACAACUUCUGAACACUCCUGAAGAAAUAGCACGCAAAAUUAAUGAAGUUCCAGAAGUACAUGUUGACCCCUAUAUGGCUCCUACUUAUGAAUCUGCUGAAGAAUGGAAUGAUGAAACAACUGUUGAUUUGACCAUAAAUAGGAAUGGACCAGAUUUUCUGUUUCCUGGAAGAGAAGGGACAGAAUCAAAUGCUGUGCAGUACCUGUCACAAAAAUGUUCCAAUGCUAGUCGUCACUCUAGUUUAAAUCCUCCUACGGAGGGUGUAACACAUAUACCAGGAGCAGGAACUAUCACUAAUUUGCAGGCAGCAAAUGGAUGGAAUAUUCCUCGGCCUCGCAUUGAUUUAAACAACACAGCGGGUGAAGCUGCAUCAGUUCCGUCAUCUGGGGUUGUAUCAAGUGACACGGAGCCAGAAAAAGUAUGGCACUACAGGGACCCUUCUGGAAAUGUUCAGGGCCCGUUUACUCUUUCACAGCUAUCCAAGUGGACUACUUAUUUCCCAAGUGGCAUGAAGAUAUGGCUCACAUUUGAGAGUGAAGAGAACUCAUUGUUGCUGACUGAAGUGCUCUCAACACAGCAGAAAGAUACCAUUCAACCUACUCCAGUUAUUAACAAUAAUAAAUCUGCGUGGGCAGGCUCUGGGCAAGAUAGAAUUAACCCAAGUAUGACUGAAAACAUCACUUCCCCUAUUGAUUAUAAUGUUGUCUACUCUUCUGGAUUACCUAGCCAGUCUUCUGACCGUCCUCCUCUGAGAAGAGAAAGUCCAAACUUUAUGGGUGAAGCUUUGCCAUCAACAACAGGCUGGGAGCCUCUGACUUCUAGUGUCCAGAUUCAGCAUCAGGCUAACUAUUCAUGCACCAUUCCAUCUUUUGCUGGUUCAUAUAGAUCACCGGGAUCUCAUGGCGAUGGGGUCCCCCGAGAAAAGAUUAGGGAACACAACAAUCGCCAAGAAACCGUUGGUUUGUGUAGUUCAACCCCACCAUCAAGGAGUCACAACAGCCAGAGUACCAUGAAGCCUCAAACUGGCGUGUGUACUUCUAGUUCAAGCAAGACUGAGGAGAUCAUGAAUCUGCAGAACCCAUGCCCCCCUGAUGCAUCAAAUGCUUCAGUUAAUCAACCUUUUGAGCUCAAAAUUGAUUCAGUGUUAUCCCCUGGCACUCAAGAUCAAUAUCCCAAUCCAACUCCAAAACUUGAGAGGAAGCAGCCUGUGAUGAACAAGUCAGGGUCAACAUCAGUAGCACCUGAAGAUUCAGCUACGAAGGCAUAUGGCCACUCUUCAAUAGCUCUCGUAUCAGAAGCAUCUGGUCUGCCUUCAAGUAAAUUUGUUGGCUUGCAAUUACUCAAGGAAACACAAACAUCAUGUGUAGAAGAAAGAGAUCUAAAAGAUGGAGGCUGUGUCACUCAAACAGAGCAACUAAAAGGAGACGCCACAUCAGCUGAAGCGUGUGAUGUGCUGGAAUCUUUAACAGGACAAAACUGUGGAACUUAUAAUGUGCAUGCUGGAACGCCUUUAGAAAAUUUCGCCCCAGCUUCAGCUGAGGAAGAAAGGCCGCAGUGCUCUAGCCCUAUUGCGCUAUCUCCGUGGGGUGAACCUAGUUACUAUCAAGGUGGAGCUGUUGAUUCUGCUCUGUGGGGUGUUCAAGAUGACCCAAGCAAUGACAUGUGGUCAUUGUCUUCACCAACACCUGCUCUCCAACCUUCCUCAGAUCUUGGAGCUGAUGGAAAAUAUACUUCAUGCAUUAUAGAGGAGGCGGUAGUAGCCCGAGGAAAUAGAGCUGUUGAAAUAUCACCAACACCAGAGGAAAAGAAGACGGAAAAAAGCAACCCAAGUGCUUCCACAGAUUGUGGAGUGCCAGAGCAGGUUAAACUAAAGCCAAGUGCUGCAUUGUUGAACUCAUCUCUCAAGAGCACAGAAGCUUCAGGCGGGCAACCAUCAGGCUCAUCUUUGGAGGGGAGCACAAAAGCUUCAGACAGGCAACCAUCAGGCUCAUCUCUGGAGGGGAGUACAAAAGCUUCAGGUCGGCAACCGGUAGGCUCAUUCCUGGACGGGAACACAAAAGUUUCAGGCAGGCAAGUGCCAGGCCCAUUUCUUGAGAGAAGCACAAAGGUUUCAGGAUGGCAAUUAGGUUCAUCUCUAGAGACAGGCACUAAAGGUUCAGGCUGGGAUUCAUCUGUAGAUGGAAGCACAAAAGGUUCAGGGCGGGGUUUAUCUGUAGAUGUAAGCACAAAGGAUUCAGGUUGGGGUUCAUCUCUAGAGGGAAGCACAAAAUGUUCAGGUUGGGGUUCAUCUUUAGAGGGAAGCACAAAAGCCUCAGGCUGGUUACGAUCAAGUUCAUCUCCGGAGGGAAGAAAAACUCCAGGUCGGCAUUCGUCAGCUCGUGAGAGUUCAAAGGUGAAUUCCACGAGUGCCAGCCAAAACCGCAACUCGUCUUCCGGUCACCAAACAACAACACCAACAGCUAGAAGCUCUUCAGAAGCACAAAGGAGACAGGGAAGCACCAAUUCAAGUUCUGCCGGCUGGGGAGAGGCACCAGGGAAUAACAAGAGCUGGCAUCCAUCUCCUGGCAGUGCUAGUCGAGGCAGCCAAUCGAAUCAACACCGUGAUAGGUACUCUCAAGGCAACGACUCACGGCGGGGUAGCUAUCAGAACAACGAAUCACGGCGAGGCAGCUCGAACCACUCUAGGAGGUCUGAGCAUCGUCAAGAUCAUGGCAGCGGUGUGUCGUCAAGAUCAUCAUCAAGAGGGCAGCCUCAGCGAGGAAUAUGCAAAUACUACGAGAAUGGGCACUGCUGGAAGGGGCCAUCUUGCUAUUAUGUGCACCGUUGACCAUCGUGGUUGGAAACACAUUGUGAAGCUACCACGCCUUACCACAUUUUUGUAUAGCCUGACAAGCCACUUCGUAGUCAGCUUAGAACAGAGCUCUUGGUGUCACUCAGAUGCUAGUAAAUACUCUCUCCGUUCCUAAACAUAAAUCUUUUUAGAGUUUUCACUAGGAACUACAUACAGAAUAAAAUGAGUGAAUCUACAUUCUAAAGUAUGUCUAUAUACAUCGUAUUUAGUUCCCUAGUGAAACCUUUAAAAAGACUUGUAUUUAGGAACGGAGGGGUAUAUCCAUACGAUUGGAUAGCAUUUUAUGCUGAACAGACCACUGAUGAUGGGUAUGAAUAUAGAUUCUCUGCUUUCGGAGCCUAA